GGCGUGGAGAGGGGCAUGGGGAGGGGCGGCAUGAUGGGCGGCAUGAUGGGCGGCAUGAUGGGCGGCAUGAGGGGCGGCAUGAGGGGCGGCAUGAUGGGCGGCAUGAGGGGCGGCAUGAGGGGCGGCAUGAGGGGCGGCAUGAGGGGCGGCAUGAUGGGCGGCAUGAGGGGCGGCAUGAGGGGCGGCAUGAUGGGCGGCAUGAUGGGCGGCAUGAUGGGCGGCAUGAGGGGCGGCAUGAGGGGCGGCAUGAUGGGCGGCAUGAUGGGCGGCAUGAUGGGCGGCAUGAGGGGCGGCAUGAGGGGCGGCAUGAUGGGCGGCAUGAUGGGCGGCAUGAGGGGCGGCAUGAGGGGCGGCAUGAUGGGCGGCAUGAGGGGCGGCAUGAGGGGCGGCAUGAUGGGCGGCAUGAUGGGCGGCAUGAUGGGCGGCAUGUGGGGCGGCAUGAGGGGCGGCAUGAUGGGCGGCAUGAGGGGCGGCAUGAGGGGCGGCAUGAUGGGCGGCAUGAGGGGCGGCAUGAGGGGCGGCAUGAUGGGCGGCAUGAUGGGCGGCAUGAGGGGCGGCAUGAGGGGCGGCAUGAUGGGCGGCAUGAGGGGCGGCAUGAGGGGCGGCAUGAUGGGCGGCAUGAUGGGCGGCAUGAUGGGCGGCAUGAGGGGCGGCAUGAGGGGCGGCAUGAUGGGCGGCAUGAUGGGCGGCAUGAGGGGCGGCAUGAUGGGCGGCAUGAUGGGCGGCAUGAGGGGCGGCAUGAGGGGCGGCAUGAUGGGCGGCAUGAGGGGCGGCAUGAUGGGCGGCAUGAUGGGCGGCAUGAGGGGCGGCAUGAGGGGCGGCAUGAUGGGCGGCAUGAGGGGCGGCAUGAGGGGCGGCAUGAGGGGCGGCAUGAUGGGCGGCAUGAUGGGCGGCAUGAGGGGCGGCAUGAGGGGCGGCAUGAGGGGCGGCAUGAUGGGCGGCAUGAUGGGCGGCAUGAGGGGCGGCAUGAGGGGCGGCAUGAUGGGCGGCAUGAUGGGCGGCAUGAUGGGCGGCAUGAGGGGCGGCAUGAUGGGCGGCAUGAUGGGCGGCAUGAUGGGCGGCAUGAGGGGCGGCAUGAUGGGCGGCAUGAUGGGCGGCAUGAGGGGCGGCAUGAGGGGCGGCAUGAUGGGCGGCAUGAGGGGCGGCAUGAUGGGCGGCAUGAGGGGCGGCAUGAGGGGCGGCAUGAGGGGCGGCAUGAUGGGCGGCAUGAGGGGCGGCAUGAGGGGCGGCAUGAUGGGCGGCAUGAUGGGCGGCAUGAUGGGCGGCAUGAGGGGCGGCAUGAGGGGCGGCAUGAUGGGCGGCAUGAGGGGCGGCAUGAGGGGCGGCAUGAUGGGCGGCAUGAGGGGCGGCAUGAUGGGCGGCAUGAUGGGCGGCAUGAGGGGCGGCAUGAGGGGCGGCAUGAUGGGCGGCAUGAGGGGCGGCAUGAGGGGCGGCAUGAUGGGCGGCAUGAGGGGCGGCAUGAGGGGCGGCAUGAUGGGCGGCAUGAUGGGCGGCAUGAGGGGCGGCAUGAGGGGCGGCAUGAUGGGCGGCAUGAUGGGCGGCAUGAUGGGCGGCAUGAGGGGCGGCAUGAUGGGCGGCAUGAUGGGCGGCAUGAGGGGCGGCAUGAGGGGCGGCAUGAUGGGCGGCAUGAUGGGCGUGGGGAGGGGCGCACCCCGUUGGGCGCCCAGGCGAGGUCGAGCACGUCAGCGGAGUGGCCUGUGA
Messenger RNA from Closterium sp. Naga37s-1, 1701 nucleotides. NCBI's taxonomy places the organism in Eukaryota, Viridiplantae, Streptophyta, Zygnematophyceae, Desmidiales, Closteriaceae. The record is from the annotation of a GenBank genome assembly.